UUGGUCGUUUCCUGAGUGCGUGACGCUACGCUUCGAACCAAACUUCACUAUCUUGGCAUUGAUGGAAGAGGGAGGGGAAAUUUAAUGGCCGUCAAUACCACUUAAAAAUACAAAAAGUCGGGAUAAUCUCGAGUAUUCACAUUGUUUGGCUCACCAAUAACGUCCACCGUUCCUAACCACGGUUGAGAGGACAUGCACGGACGUGGAGCGGGCUUGUGGUCUAGUUUGAUAGGGCAGUGAACGGACUUUAGCCGUCUGGUUAGUCGGACUGGGGAUAAGGCCUAGCCGGCUGGAUGCUAAAAAACAACUAGUCCAUCACAGGAGUACAGUGAGAAUAUGUAACAUAGAGAAAGCAACAUGACAUCACGAUUUGGUAAAACAUACAACCGUAAGGGGGGUGAAGCCAACUCUAAAUUUGAAGAGGUCUUCUCUAAUAAAAAACCCACUCUUACCACUAAAUGGGGGGAGACAACUUACAAGGCACAAUUGGGGACAAAGAGGUCAUCUUUAAAGUCUGAUGUUGCUGAGCUCCCCAAGCGGCCCAGGCUUGAGGUCGACAGCGACAAUGAUGAAGACCCCUUUGGAUUUGACAGCGAUGAUGAGUCAAAGACUGUCACCUCUCAGACAGCUACACAGUCUAAAUCAGAGGAUGGACAUGCAACAUCAAAACCUCCAUCUGGUCAGGCGACUGGCACAAAGGCUGCUGUGGCCUCCUCUGUCACUUCUGCUGCCAAGCAGACUUCUGAAGAGAAAUUGGUGAAAAACAGCCAGUCGUCUUGGACCAGAACCACAGCAUCCAAUAGCAUCCAGAAGCCUGCAGCCGCAUCCUCCUCGUUAACGUCGAGAGACCGCAAUCCAACAGGGACCUCCUCACUAAGCAUGGAUGCCACUCUGUGCAGCAAAGGCUCUUCUCAAAUGCUACCUGGAGGAAGCCGGAACUCCCAGUUCACCUCCAACUCGUCUUUCAAGGAUGGGAUGUCCUCAGAAGGCAUGAGUCAGGAAGAGAGGGCGCUGGCCUCGGAGCCUCCAGCAGAGCCCGUGGAAAACGUUGAGCCGUCGCCGUUCACCCUCAGGACGGCAAACUCUAGGAAGUACCAGCGGCCUGGUCGAGACUCUGCCUCCUCAGAUAGUGCAGACGUCGGCGUGGCCCCUGAAACCCCCUGCGCCGAUGCCAAGCCCAACACCACAGUGGGCACCGGUGUCGCUAAAACUGCCGCCAAUGCUAACACCGCGGCCGCUAAGGCGCCGGCGGCCGGCCGAGGUAGAGGCCGGGUAAGGGACUACACGGUGCUGCACCCUUCCUGUCUGUCGGUGUGCAACGUCACUAUCCAGGACACCAUUGAGCGCAGCAUAGACGAGCUGGUGGCCCCGGUGGCACCCGCCGACCUGGGAGAGGCGGGCCUGAUGAAGAAGAAGUCUGACGUUCAGCUAGUGAAGAACACCAGAUUUGUGUGCCCCAGGUUCCGACCUGUCAAGACGAAGAAGGACACCAAGCUGGAGUUCUUCGGCUUCGAGGACAAGGAGGACCACGGCGGCUCGGAGGGCUCGGAGGGGGGCGUGUCCGGCGGCAGCAGCAGCUACAAGAUCAAGUACUUUGGCUUCGACGAACUCAGCGAGAGCGACAGCGACGAGGAGGGCUCCCAGGUCAAGGAGAGGAAGAAAGCCAAGAAGGCUGCUGCGGCGGCGGCGGCGCUGGCUGCCCUUAGCGUCAGCGUGGACAGCCCCCACACCAGCGACUCUCAGGACAGCCAGACCAGCAGCAACACAGAUGGUCUUGACUUCACGGAGGACUCCAUCCCCGCAGCCCCUGACGGAGCGAAGGUGCGCUCAGGGAAGCCGGGUGACAAGUCAAAGGAGCUCACCACUGGGUUCAAGAAGAUCUUCAGUGGCCCAAAGAAGUCUCCUGCUAAAGCCUCUUACAACGCGCGCCACUGGAACCAGCCCGAGCCCGAGGAGAUUCCUCCACCACUGGCCCGCGCGCACACCGCUCCCCCCACCUUGUCGAGCGGCAGCAAGGAGGGCACCGCCCACAAAGAUGACGGGCUGUUCAAGGCCCCCCCGCCGCCGCCCAAGGUGAUCAAGUCAGAGACCCUCCCCACCAGGCUCCACCAGGACAUCGUGACCGCGCUCAAAUGCAGGAAGGAGCACAAGGAGCUGUACACCGUGGUGCAGCACGUGAAGCACUUCAACGACGUGGUGGAGUUUGGAGAGAACCAGGAAUUCACAGACGACUUUGAGUACCUGGAGACGGGGUUGAAGAGCAGCCAGCCGCUCAACACCCGAUGCCUUAGUAUAAUCAGCCUAGCCACGCGCUGUGCACUGCCCGGUUUCAGGAUGCAUUUGCGGGCCAGAGGAAAAGUGGCGCACGUUUUCAAGAUGAUCAGCGACGCACCACAGCAUCCGAACCUUGCUCUGUGCACCGCGGCCCUGAUGUACAUCCUGAGCCGCGACCGGCUGAACAUGGACCUGGACCGGGCCUGCCUGGAGCUGAUGAUCAAGCUGCUGGAGAUGGACCAGCUGAUCCCCCUCCAGCCGGCCCCCCAGGACCCCCAGGACCAGCCGGACCAGCUCAGCCCCAAGGAGGUGGCCAAGGUCAAGGAGAAGAUCCGCAAGCUCUGCGAGACGGUGCACAACAAACACCUGGACUUGGAGAACAUCACGACGGGCCACCUGGCAAUGGAGACUCUUCUCUCUCUGACCUCCAAGCGGGCCGGGGAUUGGUUCAAGGAAGAGCUGCGUCUCCUCGGGGGUCUGGACCACAUCGUGGACAAAGUGAAAGAGUGUGUGGAGAACUUGAGCGAGGAGGACGACAAGGAGAACCUGGUGGCCUCCUUGUGGGGAGCGGAGCGGUGUCUGAGAGUGCUGGAGAGCGUGACGGUGCAGAACCCCGAGAACCAAGGCUACCUGAUCGCCUACAAGGACUCCCAGCUCAUUGUGUCGGCCGCCCGAGGCUUGCGCUGCUGCGAGGACAUGAUCCAGCGCUACAGCCGAGCUCUGAACAACAGUUCCCUGUGCCCCGGCUCGGAGCUGCCCCACUGUAGCUUCAGCAACGUGGGCAAGGCCGUGGAGGACUGCAUGCGGGCCGUCAUCGGCGUGCUGCUUAAUCUCACCCACGACAACGAGUGGGGGAGCACCAAGACGGGGGAGCAGGACGAGCUGAUCGUGACGGCCCUCAACUGCGUGCUACGGGCCCCCCGCUACAUCCCCCAGGAGCAGCGCUUUGACAUCCGCGUCUUGGGUCUGGGCCUGCUGAUUAACCUGGUUGAGUACAGCUCCAGGAACCGCCACAGUCUGGUGGAGAUGGAUUACGCUCUGUCAGAGGGCUGCCUGGACGACAGCAGCCUGGGGCCGCCCGCUGAGCCAGCACCAACCGGCCAGGGGGAGGAGCCUGCAGUGCCAUGCCAGGGGGAGGAGCCUGCAGUGCCAUGCCAGGGGGAGGAGCCUGCAUUGCUAGGGCAGGCGGAGGAGCCUGCAGCACCAGUGCAAGGGCAGGGGGAGGAGCCUGUAGGGAAGGGGGAGGAGCCUGCUGCCCCCGUACAAGGCGAACCUUCGGCCGACGAUGAGGACAAACCCCCGGCCACUGGGGCUCUGGCUGCCCUGGUGAAGCUCUUCCUGGAGCGCGAGCGGGCUGCCAUCCUGGCCGAGGCCAAGACCGAUGACCUCAUCAGCGAGGCGCCCAAGCCGGCGCUGGACCAGAGCGGGGAGUGGAAGGAGACGUCCGGGGAGAUCCAGUGGGUGGCGGCCGAGACCAAGGAGGGGGCGGAGCCGCAGGAGCCUGAGAAGAAGGAGGAGGAAGAGGAGGAGCUGGACCUGAACAAAGCUCUGCAGCACGCUGGCAAGCACAUGGAGGACAGCAUCGCAGCCUCCUACACCGCCCUGCUGUUGGGGUGCCUUUGCCAGGGGAGCCAGACGAAUGCAACUACUGUGAGGGAACAUCUACCCAAAGGCGACUUUUCCAUCAUGACGGAAAUGCUGAAGAAGUUCUUGAACUUCAUGAACCUCACUUGCUCCGUGGGUACCACAGGACAGAAGUCCAUCACGCGGGUUAUCGAGUACCUCGAGCGAUGUUAACACACCUCGCUGUCUCUCUCUCGCUCUCGCUCUCUCUCUCUGGCGCUCUCUCUCUGGCGCUCUCUCUCGCUCUCUCUCUCUCUCUCUCUGGCUAUCUCUCUCUCUGGCUCUCUCUCUCUCUGGCUCUCUCACUCUCUCUGCCUCGCUCUCCUUCUCUGCCUCUCUGGGCCCACACACACACACACACACUCUGCACCUACACACCCCAACUGCACAGCGAGGCGGGGGAGAAGGGUGGCGGCGAAAUAUCCGCCGUGAAUGGAGCGACAGGGCGUGUCGUCUGGACCCUGUCCCAAAAUGCCCCUCUAACUGCAGAUCACGGCCAAUUGUGAUCGGCACCCCGGUAGCAUGGUGAGGGAAGAGCCUUGCACCAAAGCCAUGGGGUCCCAGCGACGGCGCGGCCAAACCCAUCCAGCCCUCUUGACUUGCUCUGCGUACCGUUACAUCUAGGUUGGCCGAAGUGCGACGCCUGGUCUAGCCAGAUCUAGGAGUCUGGACCGGUCCCGCUCGCCCGCCCGGUAGGAUUGCAUCCCUUUAACGAGGAACAGUACUCCAGCCGACGGUGGAGUUAAUGGCUGGGGCGGGCGGGGGCGUGUGUGGUCGCUGGGGCAGGGUCGGUGCUUAACAUUGUGCGGUCACAGAGUGUUUGUUCUCAACAGGAAUGCUUGGCCCAAGUGGGAACUUAAGAUUUCAUAUUUCAUAGAUCAUUGCAUUUGAAUAUGGUCCCCCAGCCGCGAGCGAGGAUGGGAACCGGCGACUGGAAAGCACGGCUUGCGUUCAUGGAUUUUUAGAGUGUUCCAUACGUGUCCAUGAUACCUUAUUUUUAUGUUUUUCGGACACGAUCAGUUUUAAAGUGAGACUCACUGUGUUUAGGAUAAGUUCAUGCCUUUAUCAACGUGCAUGUUUUAUUACUAGCUUGAAGGGGGAUAAAAAAACGAUAAGAUAAGCUUUUAUGAUUUUCUUCUGAUUGUUGCCAUUUGUUUUUUUUUACUAUACAGAUGCAAAACAAACUGAGAUUUUGUUUUCUGAUAACGGCAUGGAUCUUCUUUUGAUUUUAUUUAAACAUUUUCACAAGUUAGUUUUGAUAAAAUUAGUCUUAGGGUUGGGCUUCUAACGUUUGUGUCCUUGGCUGAGCGUGGCACCAAAAUCAAAUAUUACGAAUAUUGAAUGUCAUACUACUACUUUGCCAGUAUCAGUCAGAGUUUUCUACAUAUUUAAUUUGGAAUCCAUUAGGUAUCGUAUAAUUAGGGAUUUAAACUUGUUUGUCUUAGAAUACUCAGUAUUGAGCCUUGUUUUAAAAUGUGUGUUUUUGAGUUUGAAGGGGUCCAUUUUACCAUGUUUUUAUUUCCUCUCUGUUGGAGUGCCCUUGGACAUGCCACAUAUACCACAUAUGCUACAGCUCCAUUGAUGGACAUAGGUUUUGAACUGCUGUGUGUAGGACUCAAGCGAAAACUACUGUCAACUAAUUUUAGCAGGAUAAUGUUUUAUGUUCAUUUCUUGUUCACUUGUGUUGUGGAUUGCAUCUCAUAGUCUAGGGAUGUCCUUUAUACCAUUCACUGACGGGUUCGACCCGUGGAGGAUGAAGAGGCACGAUCCACCCAUAAUGCAUUGGGUUCAUUGAAAACACGUCAAUUGGUUUAAAGCACCAAACUCAAGUACUCUUGGUAAACCAAUAACUGAACAAAGGACAGCCAUAACUUUUAAUAAGUAGAUUACCUACGUUGUAUCUGUUUUUUAAUUCAAUGAAUAUAAUUGCGGUUUAAUGUAAAUGAGUUACUUGGCUAAAUUUGGUCUGAAAUGGGAUAAUGGAAUGUAAAUAGUCCUGUACAUAGUGGUAAGCAGAUGUUUAAAAUGCUUGGACUACUUUUUUUCUUGAAGCUAAUAUUUUUAUUUUAUACAAUAUUUCCCAGUUCAUGAUUUGACGAAAACAAAAGUUUUUCAGAACUGCAGGAGGAAACCAGUUUGUACCUCUUUCAGUGGCGUUGUCUUUGGUUACGUUGUAAAUAGCUGUUUAAAGAAUUGCUACUUUUAAAUACACUCCCCAUGUGUCCCUGUUUCUUCCUUGUUCAUGCCGGAAUGCUAUUGGUCUUCAGGGUUCCCUGCUUGUAGGCUUAAAUUCUCUGAUUUGUAACACUGGUUCAAACUACUUUUCCAAAUGAUGAUGAUGUUUUUAUUUUUUUGUCUUACUAGUGGGUUUGUGGGACUAUUGAAAUAUUGAGCUUUUGCCUCACUGCACACACAAGGUGGCUCAGCAUGUGGGGGAGCAGUUCUGUAGAGUAGGUAAAUGCAGUCUCUUUAUUAUGUGCGUCAUUGUCCCAGACAGACAUGACCACGGGGUGGAGAGGCGGACCUCCUCGGGUCUGCUUUGAUUGACGGCUGCGUAAUGAAAACAAAAGGUUCAGUGCAGAUCACCGCAUUCCUCAAAACCAAUCAAGUGGUUGUGUGGACUGGGGGUGAUGAGUUGGGGACACUUCGCGGACUAGUGUUUGGUCUCAGCUGAGAUUGAAUAAGCGCAAGGUCAAAUAUACCAAAAAACAGGCACGCCGCACUUAAAAAUAAAUAAAUAAAAUAAUCAACCUUAAAGCUUGCUACUCGUGUAAACAGGAUAGCUGUCAAGUGUGUUUAUUCCCUCGGCCAAUGUGGUGACAAAAGAUAAGGCGGGAGAAUCAAAGGGGAGAAUAUUGCCACGUGUAGCCUACUUGUUGGUUGGGAAUUCGCAGCUUUCAUCUCUUCCAAUGUAUUAAUCGCACCCAAAGCUCUUGAGCUAAUUUGCUUCAAAAUAAAUUAAAUAUCCCUGCAUCAUGAGUUCUGAUGGCGCUGAGCAUCAGGGGAUUUCUCUGAUCCAUCCCGGAGUGGGGGAGGGCUUCCCAUUGGCUAAGGAUUGAAUGGUUAGGCAAGGAAGGAGGGGGUGGUCGUUUGUUCCAUCCCCCAUUUGUCAGGCCAUAAAAAAAUUCUUGUCUAGUUGAAACCCCAGCGGGAAGAGACAAGAUACCUUGUCUUUUGGUGAUGUUGCUAUGGCCAAAUCCUCACUUUCGUUCCCGACUUUGUAAUUCGUUUCUUUCCAGACGUUGCACCACGCCUCCACUAGGUGGCGUAAGCACGCAGGCCCAGUUCAGCUGGCGUGAUCGGAAAGGGUCGACCCGACCGCUAGUUAGGCCUGCGUGCUGCGGUAGCUUUGCAGACAGACAUCCCUGUUUAUAAAAUUGGCAUGCACUUUUAUCUAAAGCUCAUUUUAAAAGUAUGUUUGAACCAUCAAAUGAUAUGAUAAAUAGUUGAUCUCCAAAAUCACAUGGGACGAGUGUAGGCUAGUAUAGUUGUGGGGAUGAAGAAUAAUUGAAGUGCUUUUUUAUUCAAGGCACGCCACUGAUAAAAUGGAAGAAUAACUGCCCUUUAUUUUUUUGGAAUUCAAAAUAAGGUUAUUACACAUUGGCCAAGCCAUAAACUAGCUACGCCAUUCAUAAACUGGACUGCUCAGUUCCAAAGGCCCUUGAAUGUUUUCCCUCAUCCAAGAUGCCCUCAAGGAUGCCCUAGAUGACAGUGUUACGGGUAAUGUUAUGGCGGCCAAAAAACCGGCCCCCAAUGUUUACAAUGCCAGGUCAAAUAUUUAAUUAAGCCCCAUCAUCCAUAACUGAUCAUGAAUUGAACCCAUUUCCUCCUUGCCAAUACCCUCGUACUAGAUACUGGUCUAUGCAGAGAGACGAUCUGGUAUGUUUAACUCUCUGGACUUCAUAGACCAAGAACUUUGGGUUCAUUGUGAUUGAUAUUUGAUUCAACUUUUCCUCAUUGGGCACAUGAGUCCUUGAUCCAACAUCAUCAGUCAUUGAUGCUUAUUUUAUCCAUAGGGGAAGUGUAUGUGUGUAAGCAUUCUAUAUCACAGCCACAUGGAGUACAAGGUCCACGGCUACAGAUGUCCAGUCUCCCUGCUUUCUCAAUUGGCCUCGAUUAGAAGUAGCACAUUAAUGCCGGGGGGGUGGAAAUAUCUGCCAUUUUCAGGGAUCUGUUUGUGCCAAUGCGUUGAGUUAGGGGUUAAACAGGGAAGUGACCUCCAGCCUGUCGCUGGCACAUGUUCAGAGAGAUGCAGAUCAAUGCGGCCUAUGGGAAUAUGUUCCUCACAGACACUGCUGGGAUCCUUUGGCCCGCUAUCGAUUUGUGAAUGCCCGGGUUGUUUUUCUUUAUUUUUCAUUGACACAAAUUAUUUAUCUGAACUCUGUUGGCCUUUUGAGGAAAUAUAAAAUCUAAAACAGCCAAGACGGUGUAGAAAACGAACGUCGUUUUAUUCACGCACGCACACACAUACACACAGUAACCGCAUGAGCAGAUGCAGCUGCCCAACACAAAACACACACAGAAAAAUCUGUACAUGCUCAACAAUUGUUUUGGCAACAUCCACAUACAACCCCCUGUGAACACACACAUACACAAGCAGACACACACACACACACACACACACAC
This is a messenger RNA of Gadus chalcogrammus (walleye pollock), 8523 nucleotides long. It is a transcript of the gene wapla, whose product is annotated as WAPL cohesin release factor a. Lineage: Eukaryota; Metazoa; Chordata; Actinopteri; Gadiformes; Gadidae. The transcript has 20 exons. The coding region runs from base 358 to 4071 and encodes 1237 amino acids. Gene Ontology annotation, biological process: regulation of chromosome condensation. The record is from RefSeq and is a predicted model, not a curated record.